AUGUCUCAUCAAUCCAUCCUCGCCUCAUCCGGACACAAGCACUUCAGCUCCUGUUCUGUAGCUUUACCUAAACAUUCCAGCUCUCACAACAUCUUAUCCCAUUCAUCGAAGCAUACAGGUCAUGGACACAAGGCUCAUUGCUUUAGCAGUGCAAGUGCCCAUAAUAUUGGUUCCAAGGGUCAUAAGGUCUCAGUUGGAAGUUUUCAUUCAGGGAAGAGCGGACAUGGAUCCGGGUUUGGCAUUGGUAGCAUGGGUCAUGGAUUUGGAGGAGUAUGUGGUAGAGGAGGAAUCACCAAUGUUACAGUCAACCAGGGUCUUCUGGCUCCUCUGAACUUGGAGAUUGACCCAAACAUACAGAGAGUGAGGACUGAAGAGAAAAAUCAGAUUAAGGGGCUCAACAACAAGUUUGCUUCCUUCAUUGACAAGGUGAGAUUUCUGGAGCAGCAAAACAAGAUGCUGGAGACCAAGUGGGCCCUUCUACAAGAACAGAAAACUGCCAGGUGUCAGAUUGAACCUCUGUUUGAGGCUUUUAGCAGUAACCUCAGGAGACAGCUGGAGAACCUGGAAUGUGAGAGGACUCGUCUUGAGGCUGAAAGAAAUAGCAUGGAAGGAACAGUGGAAGAACUGAAGAGAAGCUACGAGGAGGAAGUGAACAGACGUACGUCUGCCGAGAAUGAAUUUGUAUCUCUGAAGAGGGAUGUUGAUGCAGCUUUCAUGAACAAAGCCGAACUGCAAGCUAAGGCAGACUCUCUGACCGAUGAGAUCAACUUCUUGAGGACAUUAUAUGAUGCGGAGAUCAGUCAGCUCCAGGCUCAGAUCUCAGACACCUCCGUGGUCGUCUCCAUGGACAACAGCCGAGACCUGGACAUGGACAGCAUCAUUGCUGAAGUCAGAGCUCAGUAUGAGGAUAUUGCGAACAGAAGCAGAGCUGAGGCUGAGGCCAUGUACCAGUCACGGUUUGAGGACUUGCGCACGACAGCUGGAAGAAAUGGAAAUGAUCUGCAGAACAGCAAGAAUGAGAUCGCAGAACUCAACAGAACUAUUCAGAGGCUUAAAGGAGAAAUUGAAUGUGCUAAAUCCCAGCGCGCUGCCCUGGAAUCUGCUAUAGCAGAGGCUGAGGAACGCGGUGAAGCUGCUGUAAGAGAUGCCAAGAAUAAACUUACUGAACUGGAGGCUGCUCUACAGAAGGCCAAGCAGGACAUGGCUCGCCAACUGAGAGACUACCAGGAACUGAUGAAUGUCAAACUGGCUCUGGAUAUUGAGAUUGCCACCUAUAAGAAGAUGCUGGAGGGAGAAGAGCACAGACUUUCAUCCGAUGGCCAUGUUAAUAUUUCUGUUCUACACUCCAGCACUGGUGGAAAGCAUCAUUCAGGAGGAAAGUCCUAUGGUGGAAGUGGACACCAUCAUCAUAAAGGAGGAUUCAGCUCAAGCAGUCACAUCUCCAUUGGCAAGCAUCACUCUAGCCAUGGACAUGGACAUCACUGCUAA
Messenger RNA from Bufo bufo (common toad), 1488 nucleotides. Its product is annotated as keratin, type II cytoskeletal cochleal-like. Gene Ontology annotation, biological process: keratinization; intermediate filament organization. Bases 1 to 1488 code for a protein of 495 amino acids. Gene Ontology annotation, molecular function: structural constituent of skin epidermis. Gene Ontology annotation, cellular component: keratin filament. NCBI's taxonomy places the organism in Eukaryota, Metazoa, Chordata, Amphibia, Anura, Bufonidae. The transcript is spliced from 9 exons. The record is from RefSeq and is a predicted model, not a curated record.